Naegleria gruberi is the source of this 2586-nucleotide messenger RNA. RefSeq lists its product as uncharacterized. Gene Ontology annotation, molecular function: protein binding. The transcript has a single exon. Bases 67 to 2349 code for a protein of 760 amino acids. NCBI's taxonomy places the organism in Eukaryota, Heterolobosea, Eutetramitea, Acrasida, Naegleriidae. The record is from RefSeq and is a predicted model, not a curated record.
ACGAAAAGCAUCGGGGCUAAAUCAUUGCUGCCCUUCAUCGCUUUGAUUUUAGGCUUAUUUAUUUUGAUGAAUAGCCUUUCUAUUAUUGAUCAUGUGAAUGCCCAACAAUCAAAACCUAUUAGAAAAGAUGCUGAUCAACCAAAGAGUAAAUUUUCAGAAACUACAGCCGUCUCGGCAGAAGAUGUUAAACAUAACACUGAUGCAACAAAGAUUAGAAACAAAGGAAAAUGUAAACUUGAUGUUGGUAUCACAUGGAGAUCCAAUGUAGAUAGUUCCGUCUAUCAAACACCGAUCAUUACAAAUUUGAUGAAUGUAAAAUCAAAUCAACAUGGAGACAAGAAAUUUGUUGUUGUACCAACAUUUGUUCGCUACAUUCAAGUUUUAAAUGGUGAUAGUGGAGCUGAACACAAGGAAGGUAACAGCCAUUGGCCUUAUGCUCAUAGCCAACUUGCCUCUCACUCUUCAAUUGUUCUUCACGAUAUUGAUGGUGAUAAUAUCAAAGAUAUUGUUGUUACCACAGCAAAUGGUGAAAUUUUGUUUUUCAAUUGGAAAGGUGAAUUACUCAGUGAUAAGACAUUUGCAGUUCCAGGAUUAAUGGUAGAUAAAUUCUGGUAUAAGGGUUUGGAAAAUGAAAAAUUUGAUGUAUCUAUUUCUCUCUCACAAAAGGAAUCUGAAAAGCAUGCUGAGGUUGCUAAGAAUAAGCCAAAGGAUGCUCCUAAAGAAACACCAAAAGAAAAUCCAAGAACUCGUUCCAAGCAAAAGAGAAAAUUACUUCAAGUUGCAAAGGCUCCAACUUCAACAGAAGGAUCAUUGAGCUCAGAAGCAAGAGCAUCUCUUUCAUUAGUUCAACAAAAAGUUCACACUCCUCAAUCUUUGAGACCUUUCAUUGGAGAAAAAAUUGAAUCAGUAGAACACAAACAUUUCUCUCAUCACACUACUGUUAAAAAAGAUGGAAAGGAAUUUAUUACUGUAGAUGCUCACAUCUUAUCUACACCAGUUAUUGCUGAUAUUGAUAAUGAUGGAAAGGAAGAAUUGAUCGCAUCAGUUUCAUAUUUCUAUGAUAGAGAAUAUUAUCAUCAAAAUAUGUUUGAGCUUGACGUUGAUAUUGAUAUGGACAAAUAUGUAGCAGGUGGCAUUGCUGUUUAUGAUUUAUCUACAAGAAAAAUUAAAUGGCAUGCUCACCUUGAUAUGACAACAGAUAAUGUUAAACAAAAGGCUUAUAUCUAUGGUAAUCCAACUGUUGCCGAUAUUGAUGGUGAUGGAUCAUUGGAUGUUAUUGUUGGUACUGGAUUGGGAUGGAUUUAUGCCUAUAACAAUCAAGGAAAAUUAUUGGAUGGAUUCCCAGUUUUGAUGGGUGAAAUUCAAGGACAAGUUAUUGCUGAAGAUAUCAAUCAAGAUGGAUAUAUUGAAAUUUGUGCUGUUGAUUUUAACUCUAACCUUGUUUGUUUCGAUGGUAAGGGUAAGGAAAUUUGGUCUCAAAGACUUUCAGGAUCAGCUGCUCAAGCUCCAACUGUUGGUGAUGUUGAUGGUGAUGGUAAAUUGGAUUUGGUUGUUGGUACAUCAACUGGACAUAUUUGGGCUGUUUCAGGUGAAACUGGUAAAGUUUUACCACACUUCCCGGUUAAGACUGGCUCAUCAAUUUACAGUCCUGCACUCCUUAUUGAUUUGUCAAAUGGAACAAGAUCUGAUAAUUCUCUCGAUAUUGUUUUGCCUUCAUUUGAUGGAUAUUUGUAUAUUGUUAAUGGUAAGAGUGGUUGCGUUGAUAAGGUUGAUAUUGGAGAAAAAUCAUACAGUCAAGUUCUUGCUGAUGAUUUAACUGGAAAUGGAAAACUUGAUCUCCUUGUCAGUACUAUGAACGGUAAUCUUAUCUGUUUGUCUACUGAAUCACCAUACCACCCACUUAAAACAACUGCUUACCAAAUGCAAUUCGAGAAUGGAUUCAAGUAUAGAAACGGAUUGUAUGGUAUUUAUAUCAAAAACAGAGAAUAUAAGGAUAUUGUUGGAUCCAAAUUUGCCAUUGAAUUCGAAAUUAUUGAUAACAGAAAGAAUUCCAAAGAUCAUCUUCCAAUUACCUAUGAUGUUCGUGUUGUUCUUGGUGCCUCUAAAGUUCUUUUCGAACAAAAGUACACUCAACCAGGUUCAUACAGAGUUGAAUUGACUUCUCCUGAAGACAGAUUGCAUAACACUAUGGUUUCUGUUGAAAUGAGAAACGAAUUUAGUCAAUUAUACACUGACCAUAUCACAUUGAGCUUUAACAUUUCAUUCUUCUCCUUCUUCAAAUGGAUGGUUGUUUUACCUUUUAUUGCAACUGUUUGCGCUAUUCUUUAUUCAUUAAGAUCUGAUAACUAAUAUAUUUUACAUAUUUACAGAAUUUCAAUAUUUUACACUAAUCCUCCUUUUUGUUUGGUUGUUCUUGAUUUUGAUUUUGAACAACACGUUUAACAAGGUUAAGAAUCCAGCUAGAAAAUUGAAUUGCUGUAGCGAAGAUUUUAAAUGGUUUCAGAUUUUCACUUUCAACUUCACUUGCUGAUGGUGGUUUGCUUACCAUUGCUAAAACAAUAAACUAAAAAAUUAUUAAAUAUUCAA